Molecule: messenger RNA, 1108 nt
Organism: Aaosphaeria arxii CBS 175.79
Lineage: Eukaryota; Fungi; Ascomycota; Dothideomycetes; Pleosporales
Exons: 1
Coding region: 177-962 (261 amino acids)
Molecular function (GO): carbon-sulfur lyase activity
Source: RefSeq, a predicted model, not a curated record
GCUAACCGGAUCUGACAUGGCGGGGCUUGAGUCUAGUGAUGCCUAAGCUCGACACACCUGAAACGUCAUCAGAAUCUCGUCUUGCGCAAACUCCGAUACAGCUCUAGCUAUCUGGUCAGGCUAUCAGAUACUCAGAAGUUUCUCAGAUACCAAUCGAUAUCUUUGCCUGCAUUGCAAUGUCUAAACCAAGGCGUUAUCCUGCGAUGCCAGGUGGUUGUGCGUGCGACACAGUUAAAUUCCGACUGGAAACGAUUCCUUUGUUCGUGUACGCCUGCCACUGCACCGACUGCCAGAAGGAAACUGGGUCAGCUUUUGCGGUCUCAGCGCAAAUAGAAGCAGAUCUCAUCAAAGUGACCAGCGAGACGAAACCCCAGAUCAUCUUGGAAAGGACCACCAAAGGCUUAUGGAAGACGCUGGGCCAGUGCCCGAAGUGCAGGACCGUGUUAUGGCGAGCUGGAAGUUGGGCACCUGGCUUGAUGAAUGUUUCUGUUGGAUGCUUGGAUCAUCCAAAUUAUCUCCCCCCGGAUAUCCACUCUUUUGUUGAUAACAAACUGGACUGGGUUCUCCUUCCUGAAGACGCAGUCACGGCGAAAGCGAGAUUCGAUCCGGAGAAGGUGUGGCCAAAGAUCAGCCGCCUAAGAUUGGAAGCUUUCAAAAAGAGGUACGAUGCUGCCGCCGCGGAAGGCAUCACCUGGUACGAAACCGAGGCCGAGGCCGAGAAGACUCCUACCGCGGAGACCCCCGAGGAACAGUUGAGUGACGAAGAAUUGGACAAACGCUACGCCGAGCGCGAGAAAGAACUACAAGAAAGAUUGGAGCAGCUCACUUUGAAGCUCAGCCAUACGGAAAGGCCACCAGUCUCUGUGGCCGUGGAAACGAAACCAUCGGAGGCUCAGACGAGUAAUUCGGGAAAGCCAAACUCGCAAGUCGAUGAAUCGGAUGCGAAAAAGUCUGAGACUUAACUUCGCUCAAACCGUGGUUUGAAAAUUGUACAUGCGUUGGGUCCAAAAUUGGGACGUCGAAGGGUUUUGAGGGUUAUCCGGAAUCUAAUAGCAUCCUCUUGCUUGGUCAUUUGGAUCCGCUGAGUUAGUUAGAUAGCACCAAUCUC